GCUGCCGGUGGCCCUCCGCCACAGGAGCCGUGGGGCCAAGGCCCCCGCCGCCAGCGAGGGACAGCUCGCAGGAGGCAUGGCGGGGCUGCGGGCCAGGCGGGGCCCCGGGCUGCUGGCGCUGUCUGCCAUCGGCUUCUGCCUGAUGCUGCAAGUCGGCGCCAAGAGGCCCCCCAAGGCGCCCCCCUGCCCGCCCAGCUGCUCCUGCACCAGGGAUACCGCCUUCUGCGUGGACUCUAAGGCAGUGCCCAGGAACCUGCCUUCCGAGGUCAUCUCCCUGACCCUGGUGAAUGCCGCCUUCUCAGAGAUCCAGGACGGAGCGUUCUCCCACCUGCCACUGCUACAGUUCCUGUUACUCAACUCCAACAAGUUUACGCUGAUUGGAGACAACGCCUUCACAGGACUGUCGCACCUGCAGUACCUCUUCAUUGAGAACAAUGACAUCUGGGCACUAUCCAAGUACACCUUCCGAGGCCUCAAGUCCCUGACACACCUUUCGCUGGCCAACAAUAACUUGCAGACGCUGCCCAGAGACAUCUUUCGGCCCCUGGACAUCCUAAAUGACUUGGACCUGCGGGGCAACUCGCUCAACUGCGACUGCAAGGUGAAGUGGCUGGUGGAGUGGCUGGCACACACCAACACUACGGUGGCGCCCAUCUACUGCGCCAGCCCGCCCCGCUUCCAGGAGCACAAGGUGCAGGACCUGCCGCUGCGGGAGUUUGACUGCAUCACCACGGACUUCGUGCUGUACCAGACCCUGCCCUUCCCCGCAGUGUCGGCCGAGCCCUUCCUUUACUCCAGCGACCUCUACCUGGCUCUGGCCCAGCCAGGGGUCAGUGCCUGCACCGUCCUCAAGUGGGACUAUGUGGAACGGCAGCUGCGAGACUAUGACAGAAUCCCAGCCCCCUCGGCAGUGCACUGCAAGCCCAUGGUGGUGGACAGCCAGCUGUAUGUGGUCGUGGCCCAGCUGUUCGGUGGCUCUUACAUUUACCACUGGGAUCCCAACACCACGCGCUUCACCAAGCUGCAGGACAUCGACCCGCAGCGCGUGCGCAAGCCCAACGACCUAGAGGCCUUCCGCAUUGAUGGCGACUGGUACUUUGCCGUGGCUGACAGCUCCAAGGCAGGCGCCACCAGCCUCUACCGCUGGAACCAGAAUGGCUUCUACUCCCACCAGGCCCUGCACGCCUGGCACCGUGACACUGACCUUGAGUUUGUGGACGGCGAGGGCAAACCACGGCUGAUUGUGUCUAGCAGCUCCCAGGCGCCCGUCAUCUACCAGUGGAGUCGCACCCAGAAGCAGUUUGUGGCCCAGGGGGAGGUGACCCAGGUGCCUGACGCCCAGGCUGUGAAACACUUCCGUGCCGGCCGAGACAGCUACCUGUGCCUCAGCCGCUACAUCGGGGACUCCAAGAUCCUGCGCUGGGAGGGCACCCGCUUCUCCGAGGUGCAGGCCCUGCCCUCCCGGGGCUCGCUGGCCCUGCAGCCCUUCCUCGUGGGUGGCCGCCGCUACCUGGCGCUGGGCAGCGACUUCUCCUUCACCCAGAUCUACCAGUGGGACGAGGGGAGACAGAAGUUUGUACGGUUCCAGGAGCUGGCCGUGCAGGCCCCUCGGGCCUUCUGCUACGUGCCUGCUGGGGACGCCCAGCUGCUCCUGGCCCCCAGCUUCAAGGGACAGACGCUGGUGUACCGACAUGUGGUGGUGGAUCUCAGUGCCUAGGGGUGUCCGAGGCCUCUGGGCUCCUCGGGGUGGCCUCUGGAGGCUGGGUGGGGGACUCCAUGAGCAGCAGAUGUGCCCGUGUGAAGACACACGUGGCCAGCCUAUACCCGAGCCCUUGCAUACACACACCCGGUGGGCACGACACACCCCAUGUACUGGCCAGGGAGACAUUUAUCACCUCUGUAGUCAGCAUGAGCACCUGUAUACGCACCGGGCACACCCAGGACCCCUGGCACCCAGUGUCCCUCACCCCACCCGCAGGCCCCCUUGCUCUGCUUCCCUGCCUCGUACAUAUUGGUGGUGCCAGGGGGUUGCUGGGAAGGAGGGGACCUGCCUGUCCUCAGGCUUGUCCUUCUGACCCUCUGGUCUCUCCUGUCGGUGCUCUGGGUGUUUGCUUGUCUGCCCGUGUUCCCCACUGCAGCCCGUGGCUGCGCUGGGUGCACUCACCCCUGCCCGCCCCUUCUGCACGCACUCGGGGACGCUGACAGACACUCAGUUCCACGCCUGUCUACGCUCCUGUCGCCGUACACUGUAUGAACAGGUCAAGGCGCGUGUGCACACAUGCAGAUUCAGCGCAGUCUGGAGGGGCCCCCUCUGUUACCUCGCCUCUGUGCUUGGAGGGGCCGCAGUACCCGGCCCUCCUUUGCCCAUCCCCGUGUGCCCAUGCCAUAGCUGAUAAGGAUGGGGAUGGUGGUGCCAGCCUCGGAGUGCCAGCCUGGCCUCCUGGGAGCAAAGCCCCUCUGCCCAAAGCAAUAAUAACGGCCCCAGCAGAGCCUGGGUGCUCUCCUGUGCUGUCUGUCUCUGUUGUCACUGCAGUUUCCUUUGUCAUCCCGAAUCCCAGCUUACCUGUGGAGAGGAGGGCCCCCCAGCUGAAAGCCUUUCUGCUUUUCUUUCUGUAGCUGUUGCUUCCUCAGGCUGGGACCAUCCCCUGGUUCCCGCAUCUUUUGGGAUUGUGGCUCCUUGGGUGGGUACAAGAGUUGGCCAAGUUCAAGUGCUGGGAAGCUGCAAGCACCCGAGCCACCCAGGAGAGUUGCCAGGAGUGGACUUGGCUUGAGGGCGUGUUGGGGCCCUGGCACCCCGGGAGCGCUGCCUUUCAGAGGACGGGGUGAGGGGCCCGUGGGCGGAGCCCCUGGAGCCGACCGUCUGCUGCCCCCUGCUGUAUGCUGGGCAUGGACUGCU
This is a messenger RNA of Lemur catta (Ring-tailed lemur), 2896 nucleotides long. It is a transcript of the gene LGI3, whose product is annotated as leucine rich repeat LGI family member 3. Gene Ontology annotation, cellular component: synaptic vesicle. The record is from RefSeq and is a predicted model, not a curated record. Gene Ontology annotation, molecular function: protein binding. Bases 77 to 1717 code for a protein of 546 amino acids. NCBI's taxonomy places the organism in Eukaryota, Metazoa, Chordata, Mammalia, Primates, Lemuridae. Gene Ontology annotation, biological process: regulation of exocytosis. The transcript has 8 exons.